AUGUCGGUCGCGGGUACGAGGAGGCUAUGCAGAGUAGGCCUGGCAGCCGUGCUGGUCACCGCGUUGUGCGUGUUGACUCUCCUCGAUUCGCCGCCUCAACUCCCGGAUCCACCGGCGGAUCCACCUCCCACGCCUGGUGGCGAACCUCCAGGCACAAGAAGCAUCGUGGCUUACUCGUGGGCGCGGAGAUUGGCACUCGAUUACAGACCUUCCAAGGAGUGCGACGGUAAUGGAACGUACGGAACGACGUUAAAUACGUUCAAGUUAGCCGACGCGAAGUGGCUCGAGACAAUCCCCGGACAGCUCUUCCUGUACAGCGCCCACUUGGACCUACGUGUGGCCGGUUAUCCGAGCCUGAGGGUGAUUGGCGUUAAACGUGGACCUCUGCCGACCUCUGGUCUUUUCUGCACCGUUUGGUACGAAGAGGAUAACAGAGGCAGAGCUGUCAGCGUGGAGGCGCUGGUCUCGACGAUUUGGUUGAACGAGUGGGGCGAAACGGUGGACAGCUACGCGGGCGUCCUCGUCGGCUGUCAAUUAUCCAGGGACUCGGUUCUCGAGCCGUCCAGAGUGUACGUGGGCCCGGACCCCUGCCACGAGAAUGCUAGUCAUAGUUUAGCGAUAAGCCCGGUGAACAGAAACGACGGGGAGGAGCCGCGCAGGCAGUUCACCCUGUGCAUAAAGGGACUGGACUUCGACGAGGACAUAUCCUCGAAGCUGGUCGCGUUCGUCGAGCUGCACCGUAUACUCGGCGCGGAGCUAUUUUACUUUUACGUGUUCAACGUGCACGAGAACGUGCUGCGAGUGCUCAGGCUCUACGAGCGAUCGAGCCUGAUCAGAUGGUUCAAUCUGACGCUGCCGGGCGAUCUGCCGAACGAGAAGAACGCCAGGAGGCGGCUGCUCGGCGAGGACAUCUGGAUCAAGAGACGGAUGGAGCUGAUACCGUACAAUCAUUGCUUCUACGAGAACCUUCAUCGAUCGGAGUUCGUGUUACCUAUCGACAUCGACGAGACUAUCGUGCCGGUCGGUAGACGGAACUGGUACGAGCUGUUGCUCGACGAGAGGAUCAAGUUAGGCAGAAGCUUCAAGGAUUUCGCCUCGUACGCCGUCAGAAACGCUUACUUCUUCCCCGAGCUGCAAACCAAGAACCGGACCGAUCACACCGCCGAUCUCGAUUACCUGAACACCAUUAGGGCCAGUUCGAUCUCCCCGGAAGGUGACUCGGUGAAGAGCUUCGUCUCGACGAGACGCGCGUUGACCGUGCACAAUCAUUACGCGCUUACCACGCUGAACCCGUCGACGAGGCGCGCUCACCACUUCGACCCCGAGGACGUGCUCAAGCACCACCACAGAGCUUGCGACGACAGACACUUGGACUGCGAUCUCCUCAUGGAGGACGUCAGGGUCGACGAGUCCGCGUUGAGGUACGCGGACGAGCUCAGAGCGAGGAUCAAGGUCUUUCUGACCGAUCUCAAGGCAUUCGCGUAG
This is a messenger RNA of Colletes gigas, 1485 nucleotides long. RefSeq lists its product as uncharacterized. The record is from RefSeq and is a predicted model, not a curated record. Bases 1 to 1485 code for a protein of 494 amino acids. NCBI's taxonomy places the organism in Eukaryota, Metazoa, Arthropoda, Insecta, Hymenoptera, Colletidae. The transcript is spliced from 3 exons.